Molecule: messenger RNA, 2892 nt
Organism: Phytophthora infestans T30-4
Lineage: Eukaryota; Oomycota; Peronosporomycetes; Peronosporales; Peronosporaceae
Exons: 8
Coding region: 1-2892 (963 amino acids)
Biological process (GO): chloride transmembrane transport
Molecular function (GO): chloride channel activity
Source: RefSeq, a predicted model, not a curated record
AUGCCAGGCAAAAGUCCGGCUGCAGACAAGUCUGGCCUGCAACGACUAUGGAGCUCCAACUUCGAUGAGCAGCGGGGCCUACGUCAACCAUCAACAACUCAGGCUAAUACUGGGGGUGAAACAGGGACGCUACCAUCGGUGAUUCGCCAUCGUCGUACUGACCCACGAGCGGAUUUUCGUCUUAAUGUAUUCACGCAUUCGUUCUCGAGCGAUGCGGUAACCGAGUCGACAAAACUUUCCAGUCACAGCCGUCAUCGACGUGUCAAGAGUUAUGCUGGGUUAGCCGAUUCGCAGCUUCUCGACUCGGGGCCUAACUAUCGCCAACGCACGUAUACUCGAUCUCUAGAGUAUCUGGUGCAGCACUUAGCCCCUUCCACUGGCUUCGGAGGCACUUUACCGUCACCUCGGUAUACGUCACCGACUGCAAAGUCACCUCGGUAUACGUCACCGACAGCAAAGUCGAAGAACGCCACGCCUCGUGUCUGGUCUCCUCGACAUGGCAAUGUCAUACCAAGUGUUCCAGCUGUAGACUACCGCAUGAAAUACGAAUUCGCUUUGAUCUUACAUAACAAACCGACUACGCCGCGCAUUCUUGCUCGAAACGGACUGGACGCAGUGGGUAAGCGACAGAUGGAGGUGCUCGGUCGCUGCAUCAACGCAGGCUUCGAGGUCUUUGUUCUUUCAAGCACUUUGUAUUCUCGCAAGUAUCUAGUGCUGCUACUACGACCAUCUCGUUCAAGACUGCAAACGGAGAAAAGUCGCUUGGCGCUGGAACGAUGGCUGCAGAUCGGAGCUGUGGGUGAAGUCCCCUCCGAAAUCGAAGAACUCAUCGCGUCCAGCAACAUUGGGGACUUCACUCCUGCGGAACGGAUCCAGACCAUCGCUCGUAUCAUUACAUCCACAGCCAAUGUGGGUGAGCUGAAUCCUCCAGGUGCCAAUAUCUCGUUUGAAGAGCUCAAUCGCAAUGAUUCGAUCAUCAUGGCGUGUUUCCCGCUCCACAAUCGCUACGCCGAUAGCAAGCUCUUGGCCAAGUGCGGUCACUGGUGGUGGAAGUCCACCGAGAUCACGAACGAACUGCGUUACUACUACGGCGAGCGAGUGGCCUUCUACUUCAGCUUCUUGUUUGUCUACACCAAAUGCCUGUUGGUUCCUGCUCUUGUAGGAUGUACAGUGUACGUUUCCUGCAGAUGGGUAGGAGCAGGUGCGUAUAUGAGGGCGCUGUGCAUCUUCGGGUUUGGCACGGUGACAAUCUGGGGCACCGUGUUUCUAAAAGCGUGGGCGAGACAGAACAACUUGCUGAACGAUGCGUGGAAUUUGAGAUUAUUCAAGGAAGCCGACUACCCAAACGCUACUUUCAAGCCUCAAGGCUAUCGCGACGUAGUGGAUUCUCACGGAAUUGUGCUAUUCCGUGAGCCUUACUACAAUCCACUGUGUCGGAUUCCAGCAUAUCUGCAAACAUUCAUGGUAUUCGCACUGUUCAUCGCUACGUACGUCGUGGGGACUGCCUUCUUCGUUCAAUGGUAUACAGCUGCUAUGAUGGCUCCUGUGUGCAGUAAAUGCCCUGAAUGUGUUGCCUUCCUAUCGUGUUUCAACACUGAGAGACCCAUUCUGUUUACGGGGAGGUGGUUUUACAUUUUCGCACAAGGUAUUUUACUUGGAGUCUCGCUCGACAUCGUCGUUUACUUGCUGAGUGUGAAGCUGAUUCGAUUCUUCGUGACGCGAGAGAAUCACGUCAUGGACGCGCAUUUCCAGCGAACGAUGGUCAAUCGGCUGUUUGCUAUUAACUGGAUCUCCUUCUUCCUGUGGUUUAUGUUGAUCUCGUUCGUGAUCAUUCCUUUUGGCGACGAAGUGGAAACGUGGUUGUCAGCCAACCUCAAAUACACCAAACUGACGGUGGAGUGGCAAGGUGGCAUUAUCGACAUGUCGACGGCAUUUGUUACCCCACUACUCAUCACUCAAGCGCUGAAUCUCUUAAUUGACACGUCGUUGCCAAUUAUUUUCCGACGAGAGAAACUGAGAGCUUCCAAAUUGGCGAAAAAGAUCAUGAAAGCCAAUCCAGCGGAGACACUUCUUGCACUAUCAGAGUAUCACUCGUCGUUUGAGAAUAUCCCCAGCAAUCUAUCGCAGUCGCCUUCGUCGCGUUCGCUAGCUUUUAAAACAAAAAUUGAGCUUCAAAUGAUGACACCGAUUCGAAUCCCGUACCUUGAAGACGCACUGGGAGUAUCGAUCCCCACUCUGGAAGGCUUCGAAAACGAGAAGUACUUCAUGACAGCCGAUGAUGUGCUUGAAGAAAGCCAAUUGCCGCUGUAUAACGCAUUCCCCGACUACCUGCGCAUGGUCAUCCAAUACGGAUACGUCGUCAUGUUCUCGGCUGUUUGGCCAUUCUGCGCAAUGGCAGCAUUCGCAAAUAAUGUCAUUCACAUCCAAAACGCGUUCUACAAGCUCGUUUUACUGCGUCGACGACCAGUUCCAAGGAAGGCGAACAGUAUCGGACAGUGGGAAAAGAUGCUCUUUAUCACGUUGUUUUUGGCCAUCUUCGUGGUCGUGGGGCUGAUUUGCGUGAGCACCGGUGAGCUCGAGUACUUCAUGUCGGAAUGCAUCGCUCUAGAGCGAUUUAAUGGCAAUGACUUCAGUAUGGGUCCCGACUUUUCUUGUCUAAGCAUUUCUUCUCGCUUUAUCGUCGCGUUGAUAUUGGAGCACGCCGCCUUCCUUAUCGUUUACAUGCUUACGGACUACAUCUCCGAUACACCUGCCAGUGUGCGAACCUCAUUUGAGCGGAAGAAGGAGCUCAUUCGACGAGCAAUCUGCGGGCAAGGACCUCCAACGACACCGAAGGCAGAAGGCAAGGGUUUGCCAAUACACCACGGAAUUAAGUCGUUUGAAACAGCGUAA